UCAGGAGAAGGUCCCCAGCUGAAGGCAGGAAAAAGCAUGAAGUACCUUCUAGACGUCUACCUGUGUGGAUCAGGAUGAGCACUCGCACAAGCCAGGGAGCGCGCGCACAGGUUCAACACAUGGCACUCAGAUCAACAGUUUGUAGUUCAAAUGAAAAAGUGAAUAUUUUGCAUUCCAAAGGCUAAAGUUUUACACAGUUGUGGCGUUUUAGUAGUUCAGGAGGUCUGACCGCAUUCCAUCAACCUCAGGAUAAUUGCGCUUCUCCCAGAUUGGAAUCGCUGCAUUAUUGGAUUGUUUUACGCGUUAUCUGUUUUUUGGUGGAUGAAGAGCUCGAAGAAAUAAGAUUGAAGCUGCUGACUCCACUCCAAGCGGAUUUUACGCUCGUUCUCACUAAAUUAUGUGCUUCGUGAAAGCGCAUUAUUUAGGGGUGCCGAAUCUUCAAAGAAAUUUUCAAAGUUGUUCACAGGACAAGCUUCUGUCAAACUUGGACUAGCUCGGCAUCAAGCCUACGUAUUUUUUUUUUACUUUGAAAGGCAUCUCACAAUGGCUAUUCCACUUUCCAGAACGCAGCUUGCGCUCUUUUUUAUUCUACUGUGUCCUGUCAACAUUAUCGGGCUGUGGUGGGCAGUGGGGAGUCCGUUGGUCAUGGAUCCAAACAGCAUCUGCAGGAAGACAAAACGCCUGGCGGGCAAGCAGGCCGAGCUAUGCCAGACCCAGCCGGAGAUCGUAAACGAAGUUGCCAAGGGUGCAAAGCUGGGCGUGCGAGAAUGUCAAUACCAGUUUCGCUUUCGACGCUGGAACUGUACCAGCCAGAACAAGUACUUUGGCAAAAUCCUCCAGCAAGACAUCCGAGAGACGGCGUUUGUGUACGCCAUCACUGCAGCGGGCGUCACGCAUGCUGUUACCCAGGCCUGCAGCAUGGGGGAGCUGCUGCAGUGCGGCUGCGAGGCCACGCGGACCAGAGGGCCACCACCCCGUUUAGGCAGUAUCGGCCCGACGGAAGGGGUGAAGUGGGAGUGGGGGGGCUGCGGGGAUGACGUGGAGUUUGGCUACGAGAAAUCCAAGCAGUUCAUGGACACCAGGCGGAGGAAGGGCAAGAGCGACAUUCGCACACUGAUAGAUCUUCACAAUAAUGAAGCUGGACGAUUGGCGGUGAAGAAUUAUAUGAGAACUGAGUGCAAGUGUCACGGGCUGUCUGGCUCUUGCACUCUUCGGACCUGCUGGAAGAAAAUGCCUCACUUCCGUGAGGUGGGUGACCGAUUGCUCGAACGCUUCAAUGGGGCCUCCAAAGUGAUGGGUGGGAACGAUGGGAAGACCCUCAUCCCAGUGGGUCAAAACAUCAAACCUCCGGACAAGCAGGAUCUCAUCUACUCGGCAGAGUCUCCGGACUUCUGCCUGCCCAACAGAAAGACGGGGUCCCUGGGCACGCGGGGCCGAAUGUGCAACAGCACGGCUCUGGACGUAAGCGGAUGUGACCUCCUCUGUUGCGAGAGGGGUCACCGGGAAGAAACUGUGGUUCUGGAGGAAAACUGUCUCUGCCGUUUCCACUGGUGUUGCGUAGUGCAGUGUAAAAAGUGCUCGGUCAGGAAGGAACUGAGUUUGUGUCACUAACCCAAAGCCCUUGUUCCAGAGAAGUCCAAAAAUCUCCUGGAAGUUGUGCUUGAACACUGACUCAAACAAGAUUCUUGGAAAUCUAGGUUGACUCUGGGUUGACUCCAGAUUGACUCUAGAUUGUAUCGCACAUGCAUAAACACUUAAAACACUGAGGCUUUGGAAAAGAUUGUACGAGCGUUUGAAUGCCUUGAACCACUUGGGGUUCUUCGACUGUAGAGACGAGACAUUUCCAAAUUCCUAUCAGCAAAGUGAAGUGGGCUUUGUGUAUCAGUUUUCUUAUAGAUCAGCCUUAUAUAUUUUCUCAGUUGAUUGCUAUAAGUGGUUACAUCCACUUUUAGAGGGAACACACACUCUUUGCAUGAAGCCACUUCCGUCUCAAGAAGAAAUAAGAGAAGCACAGAAACAUGAUUUCUAAAUGUGCAAUGGCAAAUGUUGUGCUUGCUCUGUACUGUCCGAAAUGACAGAAACAUUAAGCAAAGGAUAUUUGUUUUAGCGAUCUGAAAUAAUGGACGUCUUCUGGAUAAAAUAAUCGAAGACUCUUAUUUAUAAGCAUUUUAUGACUACUUUUAGCGAAUUGACUAAUGUCCUGUCGUUUGCUAUCGAAAGCACUUUGAACAUGAGAACUUUAAACAGAAAGAGUAAAGGUACAGAAGCAAAUGCAGGAGAAACAACAUUAAAUAGCCUUUAUGUGUCUAAUGUUUGUCAUAUAUUUAAUCUACAGGGCUUUAAUGCACUUUUACUGAUACCACUCUUGUUCGUCUGUUUCCUCGCGAGUAAAACAUAUUUUCAGUGGUUUGUUUCAGUUUUGGUUGCUUGUUCUUAGAUUAAAGAGUUCUUGCAUAUUGUAUAUGCUCUGAAAUGCCUGCUCAAACACUGCUCAACACAACAGAUCAUUAACCAUAUUCAUCACUGAGAUCUACAAGUGAAUUUACAUUGUUUUAUCACACGGAAUAUUGCUGUGUUUCUGGAGGGUUAGCAUGUACUGUGAUAUGGAUUCUGUGGUAUCUGUCAUCAAAACACUGCCUGUUCAUAAAGAGGCCAUUUCAGGACUCAUCUUGUUUAAUAUAUUCAGUGUCACACAAAUGCAUUACAGUGUGUUUGCAGUCUGUAUAGAUAAUAAAACCAGAAAACAGAAAUAAAGAAUGCAGUUUCACCUUAUAAGGGUCAGCCAUGAGACUUUCAUCAAGUGUUAAUCUCAAACACGCCUUCCUUUUGUGUGGAAUGUAUUGCAUUUUUUGGAAAAUACAUUUGGAUGGUAUCAUCCAAACAGCAUUCACAUGCGUUUGUAAAAGGAGCAUAAUAAAAAUAAUGUAAAUGAAAAUGUACAUUGAAAAGUAACGGUUUAUCCAGUAAAGUGUUUUUUAAAAAACACAGGGUCGUAUUUAUCUUUGGACUGUUUCAAACUUUAGGUGAAAAGUGAAAAUGUGGUGGAAAAUUUGAACUUUCCAUCAAAUCAACAGUUUAUAAAGUCAUCUUGCAUUAAUUCAUAUUUAAGUUAAUUUAGAUAAAAAAAAUAAACAGACUGGAAUUGAGAAGUCCUUAUUACAGCUGCUCAUUACUCAAUA
Triplophysa rosa is the source of this 3179-nucleotide messenger RNA. RefSeq names its product wingless-type MMTV integration site family, member 6b (gene wnt6b). Gene Ontology annotation, biological process: multicellular organism development; cell fate commitment; neuron differentiation. The record is from RefSeq and is a predicted model, not a curated record. Gene Ontology annotation, molecular function: cytokine activity; frizzled binding. The coding region runs from base 544 to 1611 and encodes 355 amino acids. The transcript is spliced from 4 exons. NCBI's taxonomy places the organism in Eukaryota, Metazoa, Chordata, Actinopteri, Cypriniformes, Nemacheilidae. Gene Ontology annotation, cellular component: extracellular region.